This is a messenger RNA of Pocillopora damicornis (cauliflower coral), 1430 nucleotides long. RefSeq lists its product as uncharacterized. Gene Ontology annotation, molecular function: nucleosome binding; metal ion binding; ubiquitin-protein transferase activity. The record is from RefSeq and is a predicted model, not a curated record. Gene Ontology annotation, cellular component: nucleus; site of double-strand break. Gene Ontology annotation, biological process: double-strand break repair. Lineage: Eukaryota; Metazoa; Cnidaria; Anthozoa; Scleractinia; Pocilloporidae.
AUGGCGGCCGGCGAAGAGAACGACGGAGCUUCCUUGAACAAAGUCGUUAUCCCUAAGAAGCAAGAAAAACGAAAAUCAUGUGAAGAAAAUGUAAUCUCCAAUUCUUCCUCAGACUUCACGUGCCCCAUAUGUUUGCAAAUACUUAUCGAACCUGUAGUAAUGCCUUGCGAACACGAGCUGUGUUGGCCGUGCUUCAAGCAAAAUGUGGAGGAGGCGAAUUUCCUUUGCCCUCUCUGUCGAAUGAGGAUUUCAAGUUGGGCGAGAAGAAAUUCGCGAAAUGGGACACUGGUUAAUGUAGCACGAUGGCAACAAAUUCAGCAGCUCUUCCCAGAGAAAUGUCGCAAAAGGUUACGUGGUGAAGAUGAUGACGAUAUCUUUGAUAUGCCACCAGUGAAACGCACCUUAUCCAAGGAUGGGGAACUACGUAAAGAGUAUGAGGAGGAAAUGAGGAAGUUGAAAGUAGCAAGAGAGGAGGAAAUGAAGGCAAGUGAAGAGGUUAUCUACAAAUUACAACAAGAGGAACAGAGAUUAAUGAGGUCUCUAGAAUACCAGAGACUACAAGAUGAAGAACUUGCAAGAAAAAUGAUAAAGGAGGAACAAGGACAGAACUCAAUGGGACAGCUGCCUAAAAAUAAAAGCCUAUCAACAACCCCAUACAAGAAUAAAAUUGUGAAAGGAAAAAAGAUAAAAGGACAGAGUACUCAAGCUGGUCACAGUAACAGUACACUAGACAGGUGGUUCCUUCCUACAAGGCAUACCUCUCCUGGUGAUGUUCAAGGAUUAUCAAAGAAUAAAAGCAGUCAUGGUAAAUCCAAUUUCAGAAAAAAUUCCUCUGAAGACAAAGAGGAUUCCAUCUUUUCAUCAAGUUCUACAUUUAGUGAUAUUUUUAACAUGAGCAAUCUACAAUUCCUUGAAGAAAGAAGAAAACAAGAAGAACAAGACCUUCAGUUUGCAAUAAAUUUACAAAAAGAAUUUGAUCUGGCAAGUACAAAGACUUCAGAGGUGGACAGAAAGAGAGGAACUGUUAAUGCAUAUUUACUACGGACUGUCGGUGAAAACGAAGAAGUGGAAAGUGGCACUGAUAAUAUACCUUCAUAAAAUAAACAGUGACAUUCCUGUUUUUUAUUUGUUUUGACAUAUUUUUUAAAACUUAAAAGUUAAACUGUGAAAAUUUCUUGGCUCAAAAUUGUAGCAGGUUUUGUUUGCAGAAAAUUUUGUUUUGACUAUGCCCUCUAAUGUGCCUACUUGUAACUGUGUUUGUUUUGGUGAAAGUCUGUCAUUAAAGUGUCCUAAAGGGCAUAAGAAGGAAAAAAAAUUAUUUCAAAAUUACUUGUAAUAAUAAAAAAAAUUACUGGUAAACUAAAUUAAAGUAGAUAUCAAGUGGUGUUAAAGGAUGAAGGAGAGAUAUAAAUAAAAUAAUUUGUGGUUUA